UUUUGCGCCGUUUGAUGACACCUACGCGCGGCGCCCGGCGGCAGCGUGGCAGUCAUGGCGUCGCCCUUCAGCGGGGCGCUGCAGCUGACGGACCUGGAUGACUUCAUCGGGCCGUCUCAGGACUGCAUCAAGCCCGUGAAGGUGGAUAAGAGGCCGGGAAGUGGUGUAGCCAAGAUCCACAUCGAAGAUGACGGGAGUUACUUCCAGGUUACCCAAGAUGGCGGGACCCGCAGGCUGGAGAAGGCCAAGGUCUCGCUGAACGACUGCCUGGCAUGCAGUGGCUGCGUCACCUCCGCGGAGACCGUGCUCAUCACGCAGCAGAGCCACGAGGAGUUUCGAAAGGCGCUGGGCGCCAACAAGACGGCGGCCCCCGGUCAGCAGAAGCUGGUUGUCGUGUCCGUCUCGCCACAGUCCAGAGCGUCCCUGGCCGCCCGGCUCCAGCUGAGUCCUACGGACACCGCCAGGAAAUUAACCUCCUUCUUUAAAAGACUAGGGGUGCACCUCGUCUUCGACACGGCCUUCUCCAGGAACUUCAGCCUGCUCGAGAGCCAGCGGGAGUUCGUGCGGCGAUUCCGGGGACAGGCCGACUCUGCGCAGGCCCUGCCCGUGCUGGCCUCCGCCUGCCCAGGCUGGAUCUGCUACGCCGAGAAGACCCACGGCAGCUUCAUCAUCCCCCACAUCAGCACGGCCCGGUCCCCGCAGCAGGUCAUGGGCGCCCUGGUCAAGGACUUCCUCGCCCAGCAGCAGCACCUGACCCCUGACCAGAUCUACCACGUGACGGUGAUGCCCUGCUACGACAAGAAGCUGGAGGCGUCCAGACCCGACUUUUUCAACCAGGAGUACCAGACGCGAGACGUGGACUGCGUCCUCACCACAGGGGAAGUCUUCAAGCUGCUGGAAGAAGAAGGCGUCUCGCUGUCAGAGCUGGAGCCAGCCCCCCUGGACAGCCCGCCCGGCGGCGUGUCUGCGGAGGAGCCCACCAGCCACCGGGGCGGGGGCUCGGGCGGCUACCUGGAGCAUGUGUUCCGGCACGCAGCACAGGAGCUCUUUGGGAUCCACGUGGCCGAGGUCACCUACAGACCGCUGAGGAACAAGGACUUCCAGGAGGUGACCCUGGAGCAGGAGGGCCGGGUGCUGCUGCGCUUCGCCGCCGCGUACGGCCUGCGCAACAUCCAGAGCCUGGUGCAGAAGCUCAAGCGGGGGCGCUGCCCCUACCACUACGUGGAGGUCAUGGCCUGCCCCGCAGGCUGCCUGAAUGGCGGAGGCCAGCUCAAGGCGCCGGACACGCCAGGCAGGGAGCUUCUGCAGCAGGUGGAGAGACUGUACGGCGCAGUCAGGACGGAGGCGCCCGAGGACGCGCCUGGGGUGCGGGAGCUGUACGGGCGCUGGCUGCAGGGCGAGGCCUCGGAGCGCGCCGGCCGCCUGCUGCACACGCGGUACCACGCCGUGGAGAAGACCAGCUCUGGCCUCAGCAUCCGCUGGUAGGGGGCCCUGAGGGUCUGCCGGAGCCCACCUGUGGCCAGCCAGGGCUCCCAGGAAGGCUCACAGGUGCCCGGCAGUGACGUCACAUGCUCCAGGGCCCCAGGGCCCCAGCGCCCUCCCGCCAAAGUUGGAGUGAGCUGCAGAAUGUGCUGGAACCACAUGGGAGGGGGAGCCGGCUGCACCCAGGAUGGCAGCCAGGGCCUGCCGCGGUCACUGCCACCACCGGCCCGGCUCCCCUGGGGCUCCCCACUGGCUCUGCCCAAGUGGGGCAGGGAGCCCGAGGAGUCGGGAGGUUCUGUGAGGUUACAGAGCCUCUUCCAGCAGCCCAGGGCCGAGGCCCACAGCACUGCCCCUGCGCCUCCAGCUCACCGUGACCCAAGUGUCUGGGGGCAGAGCAGAGUGGGCGCCUCGCGCCUGACUGCUGGAGUCACCCCAGAGUCACAGUGUAGACAGAGGGAAACGGGGCGGGCCCUGCCUGGCAGGGAGGGGUGCUCAGUCCCCCGAAGCCAGGUGUCCACUGUUAGGAAGCCGUGGUCCCCAGGCAGGCGGAGAGCGCUUCCGUUUUCUGGGCCGGGUCUGCUCUCAGAGCAGCGGGCGUCAGUUGGCGCCCGGCUUCCCUGGCUGAGUCCCCUUCCCCUGGCUGAGUUCCCACCAGGCCUGUCUCCACGGAGCUCCACGGCUAAUAAAGGCGCCCCCUGCUACCA
This is a messenger RNA of Microcebus murinus (gray mouse lemur), 2186 nucleotides long. It is a transcript of the gene CIAO3, whose product is annotated as cytosolic iron-sulfur assembly component 3. The record is from RefSeq and is a predicted model, not a curated record. NCBI's taxonomy places the organism in Eukaryota, Metazoa, Chordata, Mammalia, Primates, Cheirogaleidae.